Molecule: messenger RNA, 1242 nt
Organism: Fonticula alba
Lineage: Eukaryota; Rotosphaerida; Fonticulaceae
Exons: 9
Coding region: 1-1242 (413 amino acids)
Biological process (GO): retrograde transport, endosome to Golgi
Molecular function (GO): phosphatidylinositol binding
Source: RefSeq, a predicted model, not a curated record
AUGGAAGGCACCUAUUCCAAUAACAUCGAAGAGCUCCUCUACCAUGGGAAGCAUAUGAUCCAGGUGACCGACCCGCGCACCUCGCAGGGGAAGUCCGCAUACAUUUCGUAUGCUGUCAAGAUUGAGUCCCACUGCAUCCGUCGGCGCUAUUCCGACUUCGAGGCCCUGCACAACAUCCUCUGCCUUCUGUACCCUACCGUCAUCAUCCCGCCGAUCCCCGGCAAGGAGAUGCUCAGCAAGGUCUCCAAGGUUGACGACAAGUCCCCGGUGGUGGAGAAGCGCUGCGUGCAGUUCUCGGCGUUCCUCAACCGUAUUGCACAUCACCCCGUCCUGGCCUCGAACCCUGUCUUCCAUGCCUUCCUUUCUUCCCCUGCUUGGCUCGACAUCCUUGAGGCCGAGCGUCGCAACCAGCAAGAGGCCCGCAACCAGCAGGAGGCCGAGGACAAGAAGGACAUCGGCACCGGCAUUUUCAGCAUCAACAUCGGCAACAUGAGCAUCACCGGCAAGAAGAUCGAGGGUCGCUUUGCCCAGGUGGCGCACUCCAACAACAAGUUCGGCGAGCAGAUUGCCGCCCUGGAGCGCGCUCUCCAGCAGAUUGUCAACCGUCAGCAGAGCAUCUCCAACGACCAUGGCGAGCUGACUCUUGUGCUGCGUAGCAUGGCUGCCAUUGAGACCGGCGCCCUUGCGCAGGCUCUGCACGAUCUCGGCGUGGCCACCGACCAGUCCCUCCUGUCGGCCAGCUAUCUGAGCCGCGAGCUGACGCGCCGGGCUCUCGAUGGUGGUAUCGCCGAGCGCGCGCAGUUCCCCCCGCAGGUGGACCGUGUGCUGAAGUACCACGCCCAGCGUGCCGCGGUUCUGGAGAGUGUCAUCGCCAGCCGCACCGCGCGCGAGAACCACCUGGCCGCCCUCGAUGACCCGGACAAGGGCAGCUGGAACUCCAUUGGCGGGGCUUUCUCGAGCAUUUCCCGCCUGGUGUCUUCCAAUUCGGAUCAGGCGCGCAGCCAGCAGAAGGAGCAGCUUUCCAAGGAGAUCCAGGACUUCGACGAGGCCAUCGAGAAGCGCAACAACGCCCUGCACGCCACCGAGGAGGCUAUCCUGCGUGAGUAUGAGUCCUACUCCGCGACCAAGGCCCAGGACAUGGUCGAUAUCCUGAUUGACUACGCUGCGCUCUAUGUCCAGACUUUCGAGAAGGACCUUGAGCGCUGGGAGGCCGCUCUCCAGUCCCUCGAGGAGGUUCACUAA